This is a messenger RNA of Botrytis porri, 696 nucleotides long. RefSeq lists its product as uncharacterized. The record is from RefSeq and is a predicted model, not a curated record. Lineage: Eukaryota; Fungi; Ascomycota; Leotiomycetes; Helotiales; Sclerotiniaceae. The coding region runs from base 1 to 696 and encodes 231 amino acids. Gene Ontology annotation, molecular function: protein binding. The transcript has a single exon.
AUGCUCGAGGAAAACUUAGAGACGGAUGAUAUUCAAGGGGCGGAGAAAGAUAUAGAAUCAAGCGAAGAGAUACGUGACAGUUUGAAGGUGAAGAUUCAUAUAAAGGCGGAGGGCUGUUCAGAAUUAAGGUGGAGUUCAGAGGCGGAGGAAAAUUCCGAUAGUGAUGAACAUUCGACAGCAGAAGAGUAUCCGACAGCAGAACAGUGUUUGGAAGCAAAAGAGUGUCCAUAUAUGAGUGAGAAUUCAGAAACAGGAGAGCAUCUAAAUCUGGAUGGGUAUUCAGAGACUGGGUCGAGAAUAUGGGAUAACGUAAUUAGAAUGCGUAACGUAGCUCUGAUAUUGAAAGACUUGAGACUGUAUGAUGAUGCAGAAGAGUUAUUUCUGCAAUUGAUACGGACAAGAAAACAACUACAAGGGGUCGAACACCCACAAACACUAAUCAGUAUAGCUGAUCUGCAGUUAUAUUAUCGAGAGCGAGGACUCUUGGGAGAGACAGAAGAGUUAGAAGCAAUGAAGCAUCUCCUUGAAACAGGAGAAAGUUCUGCUCAAGUUUCAAAAGAAGAGAUGGUCGAGAUUGCAUCAUUAGAAUCUUGCAGCGCAAUGAUACUCUCACCUCGAGCGGAGAAUGGGCCAAGUCCCAAUCACGGAAGAGGUAGUGAAAAAGGUAGCUGCCAGAAUGUACUACGACGGACUUGA